AUGGAGUCCCUGCUUCAUCCGUUUGUGCGGCACCUUAACCGUUGUGGCGCGGUGGCGUACAUGGGCUUGCAAGUGGGUGGUAUUGUCACUCUUUUCUGCGGUAUCUCGCUGAUCGUUGGAUGCACUGUGACCUUCGCCCGCAUCGCCCUGCCGUUGCUGGCGACACCGGGGACCCCGUACUUUAUGCUCCUGUGGUUCACGUGUAGUGUGUUAUCGUUUGCUAUUUUGUUCAAUUACGUGGCGGCGGCGUCGUUUCGAGGCCCCUGCGUAGAUGCGGAGGAGACGAGGCGGUUGGCGGUUGAGGGAGAGUUGCUGCCGUUGCGGCAACGCUAUCGCUUGUUAGAUGCGCCUGCACGUCACUGUGGAAAGUGUCGCCGUUAUAGAGCCCCCCGUGAGCACCACUGCCGCGUGUGCAACCGAUGUGUGACGAAGAUGGACCAUCACUGCCCCUGGAUCAACAACUGCGUCGAUGCUGAAAAUCAACGCUACUUUUUUCUGCUUGUCAUGUAUUUGUUUGUGUCCACAGGUAUUGCCUUUACUCUGAUCUCCAUUGCGUAUGUGCGGUUACGUUGGCACAGUGCAGCCAAGCUAAGCAUAUAUGGUCCUUGCAGCUACCGUCUGUCAAGUUUUCCUUUGUUUUUUGCGUGGAUUUUGUGUGGGACAAUUUUUAUUUGCAUGAUUUUUUUUGUUGGCUGGAACCUGCUUCAUAUUCUGAAAAACGAGACGCAGAUUGAGCGCAUUAUUCUGGAAGAGAAGGAAAGGCAGUCGCAAAACAUGAUGGUGCCGUUUCGCAAUCCGUAUGAUCUUGGUCGCUGGCGCAAUAUAUUAAUGCUGUUCGAGACGAGGGAUGAUCCGGUGCUUCAGUGGACCUGUAAUGGGGGCACCAUGACGAAGGUUGUGCUGCUCCUGUGGCUUGCACUUCCAACGUUCCGGUCCUCUAGCUGUGACGGCGUCCACUACCCUACCUUUGAUGACGAGCUGCUGUUGCCGGUGUAG
Trypanosoma rangeli is the source of this 996-nucleotide messenger RNA. Its product is annotated as zinc finger domain-like protein. The transcript has a single exon. Lineage: Eukaryota; Euglenozoa; Kinetoplastea; Trypanosomatida; Trypanosomatidae. Gene Ontology annotation, molecular function: palmitoyltransferase activity. The record is from RefSeq and is a predicted model, not a curated record. The coding region runs from base 1 to 996 and encodes 331 amino acids.